Messenger RNA from Monopterus albus (swamp eel), 4368 nucleotides. RefSeq names its product ventral anterior homeobox 2 (gene vax2). Gene Ontology annotation, biological process: regulation of transcription by RNA polymerase II; brain development; neuron differentiation. The transcript has 5 exons. Gene Ontology annotation, cellular component: nucleus. Gene Ontology annotation, molecular function: RNA polymerase II cis-regulatory region sequence-specific DNA binding; DNA-binding transcription factor activity, RNA polymerase II-specific. Lineage: Eukaryota; Metazoa; Chordata; Actinopteri; Synbranchiformes; Synbranchidae. The coding region runs from base 657 to 1559 and encodes 300 amino acids. The record is from RefSeq and is a predicted model, not a curated record.
CGCCCCCCCCCCCCCCCCCCAAAAGCUUUCAACACAGACAUCUUUUCUCGUGCCCUCUCCAAAAGCAGAGGACCAUGUGGCCAUCUCACCACCACCAACAUGCAGUCAAGGAUGCGCAGAAACAGUCGAUGUGACCGGGGGUGAAGUGCAGGCUGGCGCUUUGGACACACGGGAAAAACUUUCCUCCCUGGCCUGCGCACGGUGAACUGUGACCGCUGUUGGGUGGGUUGUUUUUACGCCCCCUCUCACUUUGUUUCUACGCGGGUGAGCAGUGUGUGUGUGUUUGUGGCACCUCCCCGCUCCUCCAUAGAUCCAGUUGUACCCUGUACCUUCCAGGCUGCACCAUGCAUAUCUGCUGCACGUUCUGGCUACUAUAGUUAGAGCAGGAGCCCGAGGUUCUUCCCCCGCCGGCUCCCUUGUGCCUUGGUUUGGACUUCGGACAGUGCAUCAUGCCGCCACACCUGAAGCGCAUCUCGGUCUGGUUGCUGGACCGCACGGUUCUUUUGUAACUGGAUCUACUUUGCUUGGAGGGAGAGAAGGGCAUGCUCCCCUCGUCUCUGGAGAACACGUGUAAAGAGGAAAAGAAAUUCGAAAGAGAAAGCUGAGCAGCAGCGACAUAAGGAGAGAGAGAUCAUCUUCGGGGUUGUAACCUGUAGAUGUUUGAUCAGGCCACGACUAUGGGCGAUGGUAACCAUCGCUGUGGACCCAAACCGUUGUGUCUGGACCGGAUGGAGACGAAGUGCCGCGCCGAGAUAGGCAGCCGGUCCCCGGUCCCGAGCUCCACCGACACACCAGGGACAUCAGCGUCCACACCAACGUCCUCCAGUGAAGACGGACACGACAAACUUUUGGGAGUGGACCCUGACUACUGUCGGAGGAUAUUAGUGAGGGACGCCAAAGGCACCAUCCGCGAGAUCGUGCUGCCCAAAGGCCUCGACCUGGAUCGGCCCAAGCGCACGCGGACCAGCUUCACGGCCGAGCAGCUGUACCGGCUCCCGCCUCCGCUUCCGCGGGGGGAGGUUGGAGAAGAUGCCAGGACAAUCAGUGCGGUCAUGCAGCCGGUCAAGGUGUGGUUCCAAAACCGUCGCACCAAACAGAAGAAAGACACCACCAAGGAUUCAGACAAACGCUCCUCCUCCACGUCUGAGUCUUUGGCCACCUGCAACAUCCUGCGGCUCCUGGAACAGGGCCGCCUCCUGUCGGGCCCCGCGCCUCCUCCCAACGCUCUCUUAGGGCCUCCGCCUCACCCAGCAAAUGGCUCCCUGCUAAGCAGCCCAGGCGGAGCCUCCUCCACCUCUCCUGGGAUCAGCAGCAGCACUCCUUCCAGCUCCCUACCAGGGGGGACUUUUGGACUGUCGCUGCCCUCUCUGGGCGGCACACCGCCCUCACCGCGGCUGGGCGUGCCACCGCCGCACUCCCUCUGCUUCUCCAUGCCGCUGCUGGGCAGCGCUCAUCAUGAACUGACAUCCACCUAUGGCUGUGGUUCUUCAGCUUUUGAACCGUACAUGCGGCUGGACAGGAAGGAAGCAGAUCUGGGAGGGAAGAAGACAGUUUCUUAAGCUUACCCUCCUCUUUGAGGACACCAAGGCACUUGUCUUCAGCCUCAUACCCUGCUGCCUGUCUGACACUUGUGUGACUGCAGACGGAGGAACGAACUCAUGAGAUGUGCCAUUUUGUGCCACAGUACUAAUUGCCACACGGACACAAAAUGGUGACAAAAAUGUGAUGAGAUUAACAUAAAAAAAAACACUUAAUGAUGUGUGAAUAUUGCGUGAACCCUUACAGACGUUUUAUCACCACUCUCUUUGCUGUGGUUUUAAGUGACUCUUCACAUUUUGUCCAGUGAGUUUGUACAUGUGGUUUUUCUCUCUAUACUGGCCUUCAUUUACUGUUCAGAAAAAAAAAAAUACUGGACACGGAUAAUUCAGACUGAACCAGUGUCUCAAUGAGAAGAGCAGUUUGGACAUAUUCCCAUACAAAUGGCCAUGUAUGAGUUUAGUUGAUGUCACAAUAUGGAAGAAACAGAAAAUAGAGUUGUAGCUUAUUAAUAUCAGUCUGUUUGGUGUCCAGCAGUAGUUUUUGUAAAUUCUUAUUUGGCUGUGUUUGUGUGUGAAAUAAUAACGUGGUAGGAUCUGGGCAAACGGUGCAAGAUCACAUAUCUAGGUUUGGUAAUUUAAUAUAAAGAGCAUAAGAUGAAAGAAGAAAGCGGGUUAGACUCUCCCAAAGCAUUUAUGAAGCACUGGAGGUGAAACCCUACAGUCACCGAACCAAGUCAAGGUCAGGCUGAGAGAAAUGGCAUUUAAACCAAGAUUAAAGCUACAGUAUGUAACUUUUUUUUGUCAAAAGAUUUAGUUAGAAAUCUGCUCUAAAACUUGUCUGAAUGUGUAGAGGUGCUGUCACAUCCUCCUGUGACCCAGACUCAUUGAACAGCACUGGCAGAGCACAGUGGAUUGAUUUGGAGUUUCAUGCUAGUGCUAUUUGAAGUUACAUAGUGUAGCUUUAACUUUUCAUUAUUUGAUUCACAGAUGUCACAGUUUUCUCUUAGAGACAUCAUCUAAAAGACACUUGUUUACUAAAUCUGGUUGAGGUUUGGGGCAUUUUUAUAUUUAUAGGAGCAAAUUUUUGUUUGCUAGAAACGAAAAAGCUGUGGGCAGGACUAGAGCUGCAACAGGUGGUGCAUUAGUCGAUCGACGUGGUGUAUUGUUUGUCACUUUUUUAAGCAUAAAUACCAAAACUUGGUUUGGUUUCAGCUUCAGAUAUGACGAUUUCUGCUCGUCUUUGCUGUAAGAAGAUAAACAGGAUAUCUUAAUGUUGAAGUGUUAGUUGAACAAAACAAGCAACUGAGAAAUUGUGAAUGCUGUUUUUUUUCUAACAGUUUAACACAGUGUAAACAAUCAGAGAAACAGGUGGAUUGAUCAGCUGUAGCUGGGACAAGGAGCCAGAACAACGGUAGAGUUUACUGCUGUUUUAGCCCACUACUUUCAUUUUCUUUUCUUUUUCUAAGUUUUAAUGCUUGCGACAGCAUCACGUUGCUGCGUUCAUGUCAUGUCAGGGCCUGUAGAAACUACCUGGGAGUGUUCACGCGGUGGUCCAAGAUGGUGGCUAUCCACAGUGUAGUCUGCUGCGACUAGACUACUUAACUACAGUUAAACAUAACGUUAUUUUAUUUUGAAACCACACAGUACAAGUAACGUUUACUCCAAGUCUUACAUUGUCUUGGCUACAUAACUUUUUACAGUCACUGUCUGGAACAUUUUUAAGCUGGGCUCCUUUAGUUAUUAGACUAAUUUGUCAGCUAACCUUUAACAUGAAUAAUGUCUUUUCAUUUUGUGUGACCACAAAAUGCCAGUAGCUUGUCAUGUAUCUCUUGUUUGUUUAGAAGUGAAAUUAGGUGUAACUGCUGGUGAUGGUUGUCUUGAAGCCAGUUAACGAUGACACUUGUGCAGUCCUUUCUGCCGAGUUGGGGAUAUUGUUGGGGUCAGAAAUCCUUGAUUUCUCCCCCUCAGCUGCUUGUUAUUAGAGUUUAAAUGACAUGACAUGAACGCAGCAUAAGCACUGUUGCCUCUAGUCAUCAUAUUCACAAUUACAAGAAAUCCCAGUAGGAAACUCCAUGGAUGUGUUUACGAUGCGAAACGCUGCAGCAUCACCUCAAACGUUUUAAUGGUUCAUUUUUCUUUAAAUUGAUUCUGUGUGUUUGACGAUGAUGACAUUUGGCUCUCACUCCUGUUAGUCUUUACCCCAGCCUGUUAGAAACAAUUUCCUCUGCUUGCCCCUCAUUGAAAGCACUUUAUGUUUGUAUACAUCCUAUUGUAUCUCCCUUUUUUGCUUACAAAGCCAUUUCGCUAACACAUUAACCGCAGUGACAAGCCUCCCAUAGUUUACAAAAUCAUCAGGGUGUAGGGUUGGUGUAUUCAGAAAAACCCUCAGUUGUUUUUCAGCUACACUGAUUGACUGAAAGUACCUGAACAGCCUCCUGAGAGAUGCAUGUUCCUCUGUGGUCGUAUAUUCAGACAAGAUAUGUUAACGCAGGGCAGGCUGAGGGUCAAACAAGGAUGAAUCAGCUGUGGAGCUUUUCUCCCCUCCUCUGUGUGCUGCCAUAUGUUUCCUUGUAGUACAAACAAAAUCAAAGCUCAAAUGCAAGAACCUGCAGUUUCAACAGUUUGCCCUCAAUUUGUACAUGUCAGAUGGAUUUUAGCCCCUUUUCAUGGCUUCUGCGUCUCGUCUGUUUGAUACACCUCAUUUUCACCUCUUACUUUCCCAUGUAUCUAUUCAUGUCAUUUCGUGGUUUCAUCUCAUUGGGAGGUUUAAUGUUUUUCUUGAUCUCUUUCUCUCACACUUGCUGAAGAGGACUCGACACCUGUACAAAAA